CUACGGGUCUCAACAGAAGGUUAAAAUCUUGACUAGUAUUGACUUCGUAGGUGCUAGAUGAAGCAGACCGUCCACUGGAUUUGGACUUUGGUACACACCUCGACGAUCGAUGUCCUUAAAGCUGUACCAAAGGAGCAUACUUGUUUUCUGCGAAUCAAGGUGUCCAGACCGCACCUUGUCCGACCAUAGAAACCUCCACAUUAUACCGAUUAGUCCCUACUCUCCUUCACUGCUACCUGCUAUAUCGUCUGAUUCAUGCCAAUGUCUUUUUGGUGUACUGGAUCAACUAUAUGGCAAUUCCAUGAGCAUCCUUGCUAUCUCUCCUAGGCUUAGUAGCACAUUGCGUCCCCCGCGAUUUGCUGCGGUGCCUUCACACGAUCACCUGGCAAGGAGUCAGGACGCAUUGACCAAGUUCAAAAGCGAUGAUGAAGAUUAUAGUUGCAAGGGAGGUCGCUACUCGGUACGUUUCGCCAUUUACGUGGUCCUAGCAGAAGUACUGACUUUUUCAGGGAACCCUGUCUCUCUCGUGGACGUAAUCAUAAAGUUCGACAUCCCAGCGAGAUCUAAGGAUUACAUCCCGGGCGCGCAGGCCGUGCGACUAAAAUCAUUUUGAUGAUCGUUUAAUACGAUGCGGAGCUAUUACAGCGGCUGAAAUCUAUUAUAGUGGACAAGGAUGGACGGCUAGCCGCAGAACCAACUAAAGGAGGCGGCUGAGCACAAGAAGAGACCGAAGGGGAAGAGGAA
Guyanagaster necrorhizus is the source of this 744-nucleotide messenger RNA. RefSeq lists its product as uncharacterized. The coding region runs from base 110 to 613 and encodes 167 amino acids. The transcript is spliced from 3 exons. The record is from RefSeq and is a predicted model, not a curated record. NCBI's taxonomy places the organism in Eukaryota, Fungi, Basidiomycota, Agaricomycetes, Agaricales, Physalacriaceae.